Messenger RNA from Elaeis guineensis (African oil palm), 2417 nucleotides. Its product is annotated as bZIP transcription factor TGA10. Gene Ontology annotation, molecular function: sequence-specific DNA binding; DNA-binding transcription factor activity. The record is from RefSeq and is a predicted model, not a curated record. Lineage: Eukaryota; Viridiplantae; Streptophyta; Magnoliopsida; Arecales; Arecaceae. Gene Ontology annotation, biological process: regulation of DNA-templated transcription; DNA-templated transcription.
UGGAGGGUGUAUUCGUCAUUUCAUAUAUAUACGACGGAACCUCUCAGGGGAAAACCGCCGUUGGGAUCAGGUAACCGCUGUUGGCUGUUUGUGGGUUUCGUGUUCUCCGAACCGCCCUGUUAUUGGUCUACGGUGACUUUUGUCCUUGUCCGAGAAACCGGCUAGGAGCCGGUAACCUUACCCCCUACCAUACCCCCUUAUCUAGUAGUGGUUUCCCUGAAGUCUUAGAAGCUUUCGGUCAGAAGAGGAGGAACAGACCUGGGAGACAUCCAGAGGGGCGGAAGGAGGAAGAAAAGGGUAGAUUUUUGAUAGCUUUGUUGCAGAGAGAUUUCAGAUGGGAAGUCAUAGAAGCUUGUUUCUCCAUUAAUGGGCUGUUCUGAUCCGCUGGAAUUGGAGGUGAGGAAAUAACAAAAGGUUGGAUUUUUGGAGAGCUUCAUGGGAGAUAAAGGGAGUUCAAAAGAGGGGCAGCAGCAAGAGCACCAGAGCUCCUUUGGGAUGAUUCAUUCCUCCUCCAGCAGCUCCACCAUGCAUGGAAAUUUCAUCAUGGGUAAGGAUGUUGCACCGUAUGACUUCGGAGAGUUGGAUCAGGCCUUGUUUCUGUAUCUAGAUGGGCAAGAUCACUCAUCAGUUCAAGAACAACGACAGACUCUCAACAUUUUCCCUUCUCAGCCCAUGCACGUAGUGUCAACUUCGAAGGGUGAAGCGAGCUUGAUGUCUCCAACAAGCAGUUCAUCUAAGAAAUCAUCCGAGCAGUCAAUGGAGCUACCGGACCCAAGAAGUGAUCUUGCUGCUCGACCUGAACCACAACAGAAUAUCAAGGCAGUAGUGAAGAGGGAAAGGAAUGGGAAGGGCCCAAGCUCAGAGCAAGAAGGGCCCAAAACACCAGAUGCAAGGACAUUGAGAAGGCUUGCUCAGAAUAGAGAGGCGGCCAGGAAAAGCAGGCUCCGGAAGAAGGCCUAUGUUCAACAACUAGAGUCCAGUAAAAUCAGGCUAACUCAGCUGGAACAAGAGCUACAGAGGGCAAGAGUUCAGGGUUUACUCAUCGGCAGCGGAGGCGUCAUCGGUGAUCAAAGCCUCGCCGGCAGCACUAGCGGGCUCAAAACAGAUGCUGCGAUGUUUGACAUGGAGUAUGGGAGGUGGCUCGAGGAUCACCACCGGCUGAUGUGCGAGCUGAGGGCUGCAGUGCAGGAGCAUUUGCCAGAAAACGAGCUGCGGAUGCUUGUGGACAAGUGUCUGGGGCACUACGACGCAGUGGUGAACCUCAAGAGCGUUAUGGCCAGGUCUGAUGUCUUCCAUCUCAUCUCUGGCAUAUGGAUGACCCCCGCAGAGCGCUGCUUCAUGUGGAUUGGUGGCUUUCGCCCCUCUGAGCUCAUCAAGAUUGUUCUAAAACACAUAGAGCCACUUACGGAGCAGCAGAUACUAGGAGUGUGCAGCCUGCAACAAUCUGUUCAUGAGACGGAGGAAGCCUUGAGCCAAGGUCUUGAAGCUCUUUUUCGAUCCCUUUCAGACACCGUCGUCUCUGAUGCGUUGAGCUCUCCAUCCAACAUGGGCAACUACAUAGGCCAGAUGGUCGUAGCCAUGAACAAGCUCUCAGCUCUUGAAGCUUUUGUUAGACAGGCAGAUAAUCUGAGGCAGCAGACAGUCCACAGGCUUCACCUGAUUCUAAGCACCCUUCAGGCCGCCCGGUGCUUCUUGGCGAUGGCCGAGCAUUUCCACCGCCUCCGUGCCCUCAGCUCGCUAUGGCUGACUCGGCCAAGGCAGGAGUGAGAUUAGACGCUCUAGAGAUAUACAUGUAGGAGAAAUGGCCAGGUUACUCAAUUAGGAAAAAUGGAACCAGUAGAGAAAAACAAAAAACUUAUAGGUCAGUUCCACAUUCUUACCUUUUUCUUUCAAUCUGAAUGGGUUUAUAGAAAUGUAAUCUUUUGUAGAAGUGCAAGAUGGCAUCCGCACAGAUGGAUACGUUGCAUUGGAGUCUGGGGCAGGGUCUCCCAUCCUCUUCUUCUAUUUCUUAGCUUUCCUUAAUUUGUAUGGGAGGAAAAUGAACUUGUGCUGAAGGGAUCGGGUUCUCUGAGUGGCCUUUCUGACUGUAUAUGGACAAGUCAAAUUAAAGUUGGAGACAAAGAAGGCUAAGAUCUUGGGAGGAGGAGGAGGAGGAGGACGGAGUUCUCUUUCUUUUCUUUUCUUUUUUUCUUUUUAACUUUUUUCCAUAAUUUCCUAGGGUCAGGUAUGCGGGUGCCUUUGCCUUGGAGACUUGGUAGUAGAAUGACAUGGGAGGGUAGCCCUCCGUGUGUCUUAUAGCGCACAGCAUGCUUCUGGAACAUCUGGUAGUGGUGGUGGCAAAGAUGGGGACUGAUUUGUACUGAACUUCGGAUGAUGAUGAUAUGAUGUGAAUGUAGCAUGUCCUUUUCUUUUACUUU